Molecule: messenger RNA, 519 nt
Organism: Exserohilum turcica Et28A
Lineage: Eukaryota; Fungi; Ascomycota; Dothideomycetes; Pleosporales; Pleosporaceae
Exons: 1
Source: RefSeq, a predicted model, not a curated record
AUGAAAGACGCCCGUGAGUUGUUCCCGUGGAAGGACGACCAGAGAAUACUGGCAGGAUCACUGUGGUUUGCUUUGGACGACGGCGAUCGAGGGGUGCAGAUGGCGGCAUUGCUGGACUCGCUGAGUUCAUUCAUACUGACAGGGACCCGCGGCUUAAUCUAUAGCAGCGGUCUGAUACAUUUUCUUGCUGUGUUAGGCAUAGACCCCGAGAUGAGACGGUUCCGGACUGCGAAGAAUUACUCAUAUAUGCUAGCAGGUGUGGUGUACUGCACACGAGUGCUUGGGGCAGCCAAACUACUUCCCGCAGUACAAAACAGCAGCGAGACUGACGACAACUACGAGAACUUUUUAGAGAUGCGCCGCAAGUAUCUCGCCGAUGGGUCGCUUAGUCCAAUGAGCGAGAUGAUUAAUCUGUUGGCGUACGGCAAGCACAUUGCACAUAAUCAAGGCAACACAGGCAACGCAUACUGGUCAGAGGACAAGAAGAUCUUUUAUCUCAACGGGCAGCCGAUAUCUAUC